GCAAAGGCGAAAUGCCUUCGUGGACUGCGUGGCCCAAGCAGACGAAAGUCGACUGUCGUUCUAUUCGGUGCGGGAAAUUCGGUGCAGCUUACGCAGUGGGCCCACGGAGACCCAUUUUAGCUCAGCAGCUGCAGCAGCCCGGGCUUGCAAGGCAUUCCAGCAGCAGUGUGGCAGUACCAUCGGGACCCUGGUGCAGUGCUGAACGUUGCAGUUUAUGCUGGUGGACGGGGGUGAGCAGGCGAAUGGGUUGUGCUUUUGGAGAACCCAUUCCUGGAAUUUCGAAAUUUCUGUGGGCUGCAGUGGAUUAUUAACGGAUGCGUUAAUUAGAUAUAAAAAAAGUGCAGGGGAUAUUUAAAGUGUACAGCAGCAAAAAGUGUUCCGGUAGUGUAUAAUAUAAAGCUUCUAGUAAAAUGUUCAUCACCCAGUGGCUUUAGUAUUAAGUGGUGUGCGCGAUUUUCAAUCACAAUUAAAAUAGCAAUUAAAUGAGAUGAAUGUGUAAAAUGUAGUGAUUUCUAGAAUAAAUGCCAUAAGGAUAGUUCCUGAAAUUUUGAAUUACGAACAGUACCGUUGCAGUACGAAUCGAAGUGUACCGCUGAAAUGUAUGAAUAGAAGAGUACCGCUGCAAUCAUAGAGAACGAGAGAGCUGCGGUUCUUUACUCCACAGAUCACAUUCAACACCUAUCCUACGCAAUGCCAUGAUCCAGUUAUAACCAUUGUUGAAAGCACCUGUUUGCACAAUCUUGCCCAAUCGCAAUAGGGCCAAAGUAAGAAAAGGCUUCGUCUCUCUGUGUAAAUAAUCUACUCUGUAAUUGCCACUUCGCACCGCAAAAGAGAUGGCCGCCUUCGCUGCAAUUAAGGAUCGCGCUUCCAACGUGUUCGGCGGGAUCGGAGGAUUCGAGAAGUUUCAGAUGCCGCCGCAACACGGAUACGAUCAGAUGGGCGGAGCUGGGCUAGGCGAAGGUCCCACCUACGUACCGGCAGACGACGGAGGAGGUGACUCGCCAGUUUCGUUCGAGGAAAUUGAACGGCCACCGUUGCGUCACAUCGAUAAGUACGUCCGAGCGGAAUGUCCCUGCAUUAAAACGACCCGCUUCACGGUCGCCCUGAUGACCUGUCUGGGGUUCAUCAUUUCCUUCGGUAUGCGGUGUAACAUGGGAAUGGCCAAGCUGCAGUUCGAGCAUGGGGAAGUCAAAUACAACUGGACCGUCGCCAUGGAGAGCGCUGUCGAUUCGUCCUUCUUCUGGGGUUAUCUGGUGACGCAGGUGCCUGGGGGUUUCCUGGCGUCUAUGCUGCCUGCUAAUCGCAUCUUUGGCACUGCCAUAGCCUGCUCCUGCUUCCUAAACCUGCUCGUCCCAGGUGCAAUGAUGCUUCAUCCGACGGUGGUAAUCCUGGUCCGUGUGCUUCAGGGACUCGUUGAGGGUGUAACGUAUCCCGCCUGUCAUGGUAUCUGGCGAUUUUGGGCUCCCCCACUGGAACGGUCCCGGCUGGCAACCAUGGCUUUCAGUGGCUCAUACGCGGGUGUAGUGAUAGGUAUGCCCAUGUCCGGAAUUCUGACUGGCUGGAUCAGUUGGCAUGCUCCGUUCUAUUUCUACGGACUCAUGGGCUUAGUGUGGUACUGUUUCUGGCUGUGGUUGUCUUUUGAAAAGCCUCGACAGCAUCCGACAAUCACCUUAAAAGAACUGAAGUACAUCGAAAAGUCACUUGGAGAAUCGGUUCAGCUACCGAUGCCGACAAUGGCGACGACACCCUGGAGGGCCAUGGCCACCAGCAUGCCAGUCUAUGCCAUCAUUGUGGCGAACUUUUGCCGUUCGUGGAACUUUUACCUGCUCGUACUGUAUCAAAGCGCAUAUCUUAACCAUUCGUUUAACUUUAGGAUUGAAGAGACUGGUAUUUUAGGAGCACUGCCUCAUCUACUGAUGACAAUUAUUGUACCAUUCGGAGGUAUGUUGGCCGAUUUCUUGCGGAAGUCCGGAAUAAUGACGACUACUAACGUCCGUAAGCUUUUCAACUGUGGCGGCUUCGGAUUAGAGGGACUAUUCUUCCUGGUUGUGGCACAUGCAACGAGUUCAACGGGGGCGAUAACUGCUUUAACAAUUGGAGUAGCUUGUAGUGGGUUUGCCAUCUCUGGAUAUAAUGUAAACCAUCUUGAUAUUGCUCCGCGCUAUGCCAGUAUUCUAAUGGGUGUGUCUAACGGUAUUGGAACCGUUGCUGGACUCAUAUGUCCGAUAGCGAUUGACCAUUUGACGAGAGGUCAGCCCAAAUCCUGCUGGUCAACGGUGUUCACGAUAGCCGCCACCGUUCAUCUGGUUGGUAUCACCUUCUAUGGCAUAUUCGCAUCCGGUGAACUGCAGUCGUGGGCCGAACCGACGAUGGAGGAGCAGAAAGCCUGGGAUCCGAUGGCUAGCGGGUACGAAAAGGAGACCACCUUUACCGACCCGAGCGGCGCAGCUACUAUGGGAGGAGAUCCGGGUGGCAUGGAUCCUUCGGCCCAGAUUAAUAGCACCAAACCGGCAGGUUACGGUGCCAUGUCGCACGUUGCCGGUAAUCCUUUCGCGUCGGCGAAUUUCGUCAGUGAAGAGGCUGUACAGCCGGAAGCUAAAGACUCCUACUUACACGGAAACCCGGCCGAGCGUUCAUAUUGACAUGCGCGACUGAAGAAAACCGUCACCUUCAGUUUGAAUUAGAUAGUGUCGAAAGCAGUUACCUAGAAGGGCACCCCAGUAUCAUAAAAGUACGAAAAAUUACAACCCACUAUAGGAAUGUUGACUAAAAUGAGGUUUAUGCUUCGUUUGUUGUGAUCUUUAGGUAAAUAGUUGAUUGCGAAAUAAACGUUCUUUUCUCUGUGUAAUAAGUGAGUGUAAAAGAGAUAGUCAUAUGGAAACAAAUAUUAGACAUUGAUGUAUUCAAAUCUACUUCGGUCUAUUCGCCCAACAAGGAGUGGAAGGUGGUUUUGAAAGGCCUAAAAGUCACAGAGUAGGGAUGUACUCGGACCAUUAUUGAUUCCCGAAAGAUAAACUGAUUGUUCUAUUACUCCAGAAGGUGAGCAUGUAGAUUGAAUAUACCAACGGCUAACCACACUUUAAUGUAUUUAGCUUUUCACGUGCCGUAAUGACGGAUUCUAUAAUGAAUUAACGUGGUAGCAGUUGUUUUGUCAAGUGGAACUGUCGAUGUCGCAUGUAACGAACACAUAUAGCGUUCGCCAUUAUGGUGCGUGAAAAGCUGAAUGGUUUUACUCGAGUAAUAAAAGUCGUGGUGAAAUAAAGGAAAAAACAAUGAAACAUUUACCCUGCUUAAGCAAUUACAAUUUAGAUAGUACUAACAAAGUAUCCAACGACUAUUGUUGAACAUUAUUUUAGGCUGCAGAUGUAAGCUACUCUCUAAACUCUUCAUACCAUAACAAAACGAGUUACGGUGAAUGAGCUGAACAAACUUGUAAAUAUUUCUGUCAAAACAGUAGAGAAACCUGCGUUCAAACCAUGAAUCAAAACCAAGCAUUCGUUAAUUCAAAGCACUUUCAAUAUGCUCUAGUGUCGAUACGGUACACGGAUACGAUACGGAAUAAAUCGAAAGCCACAACAAGUUAGAGAAGUAUAUCUUGACAACUAUUAUUUAAUGUAUAACCCCCAAAACAACUAAAACAGUAAAACGUAGUCUAAAAGCGAAAAAAUCUAUCAAUGAGUUUGUAAAAACAAGAAAAUUUCUUUCAACUAAAAGAGUCAAUUUCAAAGUUUUAUACAUUAUAACACAAAACUAUGCAGUAAACGGCAUUACGUUCGGCUGCGAAACAGCGUUAAGUGCAGUUCAACGGUGCAAUUUCGCUAGAAUAAGAUACUACUGUAAGCGUUUAGUUCUAGUAUUCAUCCGAGGUUGCCAGGUUUUUAGGUUUUUGUUUGUUUACGCUAAGAUCAGAAUGUCGCGAAAACUUCUCUAACAGGAGAUAAUUCAAUAUAUUCUAGCGUCCGCCAUUAAUGUUUAAAUCUGGAUACCUGGCAGCACACGAUGUCACAUAACGGUUUGCAUUGCAUUCUGUAUUAUACACACCCAAAGUUUAACUGAUAGGACAUGGAAAUAUGUAAAUUCAAAGAGAUUGAAUGACUGUGUUUUUUAGGAAACAUGAUUUUCGAUUAUAUUUUAGCUCAAGUUGUUAUGCUACAAGGUUCGUUUACUGUUAAUGUUUUUUUGCCCACUAAUAACUUCCAAUUUCUUUCAAAUUGGAAUUCCCUUUCAUCGUUAGUUAUAUGUACACAAAAACAGUUGUUUGAUGAAGGAGUGUAUAAUUUGAUGGAUAACCCAAAUUGCGCACAUGCACAAAACGACAAUGACAGUUUACUGGUUUCUCUCAGAUAUGAAUCAAUCACAUGUUUUGCAAAAAAAAAUAUCACUUCAAUCGACGAAAAAAAAAUCAAUUAUAAAUUCCUCUAUAAAUACUUUCCGGUUCUUACUGAUGGAUUAUGGUAACAAAUUAGUCUGAAUUCAGCUCUGAUUUUUACAAUGCGAAACAUGGUAAGUAGUUUCGGCUAUUAAUUAACUGAUCUUCGGUUAAAUAAAUUACUGAAAUUGGUUCGAAUUAAAAUUUUACCGACGUCGUUUUAUGGAAGUGCUACUCAACACGUAUUCUUUGUUUGUUAUACGGACAUCAGGAAAAUGAAAAUACUCGGGCUUUACUGCCGUAAAUACAAAGCUCAAUUUACUUUUCCUCAUUUGUUAAACUUUACUAAUGUUGUUGUUUUUUUUUUUGAGACAAACGAACGAUGAAUGAAUGAGUAAGAUAGCUAAUAAGCGAGAAUUUCAAACAACAAUUUGAGGUGUUCUCACUCUCAAAGGCUGUGUUGACAAUAACAAAUUUUAGGCUUAAGAAAGAAGGUAACCACGGUGAUUUGUGUAUUUUGUUCUUAACGAGAAUGAUUGCAUUGAUUCCCGAAAAGUAAUUUAAUCGUGAAUUCGAAUAACGGCUAGCGUAAGGGUUUCGUUUUUUUUUUUAUCGAUCUGUUUCGAUUAUUUCUAUCGAUUACGCAAAAGCAAAGAAACAAUUGCGAAAGUGACAAAUACAAUAAUAGUUUGUAAGAAGGCGCCCCAAUAGCUUAUUUAUAGAGGGUUCUUGGCUUAGCAGCUAAAAACCAAUAAAUAGAAAGUGUAUCGAUAGCAUAGGCUCAUCAAUGAAACUCAUAUGACAAACGAAACGUAUUAACGUUCAAUAACUGUGAAUGGAGAGCAACUUGUAAAUAACUAGAGUCUCGACGCAUCCAAUACAAAGUAUAUAAAAAUUAAGAGUGUAUAGUUACCAUGUUCAAUAAUUCAAGCCAGUUGGUAUUUGUACAUACUUACAAAACGUUUUAAAUAAUAUUUCAUUUAGACACAUUUGGUUAGUGUGUAAAGGUGCUGAAAUUUACAAUGAAGCGGGUAUUUAUAUUACAUAUGUAUCUACUGACAAUGUUCUGUUGCACAAACUGUAAAAGAGCGACCCCAAAAAUGAAAACAAUUCAAUCUUUAGUGCGAUUUAGUUAGAUUAAUUCUUGUUACAAAUGUUCAACAACAGUUUUGUUAAAAGUUGAAUAAAUUAUAGGAAUGCGUUGGAUUUGCGAGUAACGAAGCAGUAGUGUGAUUUCGAGCAGAGAAAUAAUUGUUCAUUCUAGGAUGCCAACCUAUCUCGAAUGCGGGGCAUCCUCCCUUUCUAGUAGUAUAUCCUUCCCAUGAAAUAAACUAAAACAAAAACACAACAUGCAAUGAAACCACAACACAGAAGACUCCAUAGUCUGUAGAAAAAGCUCGAUGUUAAUGGUUCGUUGCGCUGUACGGUUUUAUUUUACUAUAAUUAAGUGUUGUUGAAUCUUCAAAUAUUUAUUACCUUGCACAACCGUAAAACGAACUGUUCAAAUAACUAUUAUAUAAAAUCUGCCCUCGUGCUUGAAGGUUCUACCCCAACCUAAAUGACGGUGCGGAUUUAGAGUAGAAAUUAAAAAAAAAAAAAACAACGGACAAGAAUAUGAAGAAAAACAUUAUAUCAAAACCAAAAAAUAACUUAAUUGUUUUACGAUAUCUAUAGUAACAAAAGAGAUAUAUUAUAAUAGGAUAUUAAUAAAAUAUAAAUAAUUCAAAGCGUCAGCAAAUCUAGAUCCCCGUGUAAAAAAACUAAUAUUAAACAAAAACUAGUAUAUACUUAAAUGCAUUAAACCUACGCAUAACCACCAUGUGAAAACCCUUCGUUUCUUCAUCGUAUUCGCAUCCUGUAGCUUUAGGUUCGUGUAUUAAAGAUCCCUCCCAGAAGAAGAUGAAAAAAAACGGAACGUAUAAUCAGAAUUAUUGUACCAAACUGUAAGGACUUAGCGGUCAGACUAGGAACACUAGAGCAAGGAAGGACAACCGUAGACACAAUAUUGAACUAUUGGAAAACAAUAUAAACAAACAAUAAAGAUACGUAUAUUAUACUGUUGAACAGUG
This is a messenger RNA of Wyeomyia smithii (pitcher-plant mosquito), 6438 nucleotides long. It is a transcript of the gene VGlut, whose product is annotated as vesicular glutamate transporter 1. Gene Ontology annotation, cellular component: synaptic vesicle membrane; excitatory synapse. The record is from RefSeq and is a predicted model, not a curated record. Bases 834 to 2642 code for a protein of 602 amino acids. The transcript has 9 exons. Gene Ontology annotation, molecular function: neurotransmitter transmembrane transporter activity; L-glutamate transmembrane transporter activity. Gene Ontology annotation, biological process: neurotransmitter loading into synaptic vesicle; regulation of synapse structure or activity; transmembrane transport. NCBI's taxonomy places the organism in Eukaryota, Metazoa, Arthropoda, Insecta, Diptera, Culicidae.